AUGCGUUACUUUAGAGUACUGCACAAUUUUGACGCACAGGACGGUGUGGAGCUUACCGUCAAGAAGGGCGAAACUGUUUUCACGGCGGAGAGCGAGGUGCGGGAAGGAUGGAUCAAAGUGGAGGUUCUUCAUGACCCGAGGCGACGCGGAUUUGUUCCGUUCAAUUACUUGCGCGAGACGACAGAGUCCCUUGCGAGGGAACAGGAGGAAGGGAGCAGAGGCAUUGGAAGAGAAUCGGGUGGGAUGUCAACCGCAUCCAUGACACUUCAGCCCUCUGCGGUUCCAAGGGAGACAUCUGUGACGUUUACGUCCGGUGCGUUAGAUUACGGUGAUAGACUGCAGAACAUGUACGGUGUUGGCGCCUCGGCCCCAAGCCCGGUGUCUCAGCGCAGCCGGUCUGCCGAGCAGGGCAUGAAGCGUGUAAAUGAGAACUCAAUGGCAACGGCAACAAAGGGGGCAGUGAUGGAGCCUUUGCUGCCCUCCCAAAAGGUGCCGUCCUCGCCUCCCAGCGGUGCGGAUCCUGUACCAGAGCGAUCACUGCUUAACAAUCCAAGUGCGAUUGUUGAGGCGUUUAUGAAAAACGAACUCCAUUUCAAGCAGCUCAUCCGGCAGCGUCAGGAUGCUCUUGCGCAGAUGCGAACAACAGUCGAGGAAGCGAUGUCCGAGUUAGCAGCGUGCAAGGAGAAGAACUUCACACUGGCGCGCAAACUUCGUGAAUUGGAUCAAUCCGUAGAAAAGGAACGGGGACGUUGGAAGGAGCGAAUCAUGGAAGAAAAGGCGUACAUCAGCCGAUCCAUGUCUUCCGAGUAG
Messenger RNA from Trypanosoma cruzi, 810 nucleotides. RefSeq lists its product as uncharacterized. Lineage: Eukaryota; Euglenozoa; Kinetoplastea; Trypanosomatida; Trypanosomatidae. The transcript has a single exon. Bases 1 to 810 code for a protein of 269 amino acids. Gene Ontology annotation, molecular function: protein binding. The record is from RefSeq and is a predicted model, not a curated record.